AUGGAUGAUUUCUACGGCGGAAUAGAUGUCCCGGGCAGCUUUCUCCUGACACUCGAGCGAUUUUCCAAUCUCCGACGUCUCGAGCUCAAGUGCACGACGGCUUUGACCGAGUUCGAGCUAGACCUGCUCUUUGCAUCGUUGUCAUCGUGCCCCAUUGAAUCCCUACACUUCAAGCAAUCGCCGUGGGAACUACCUCCGUCCUGUGCCGCUAGGCUUGGCCACUGGUUGCUGCAUUCGAACCGAGCGACGGAGCUAUCCCUGGAUGCCUGCAGUGUCCAUCGGCACGACUGCGCAAAUGUUGUGUUUGCUAUCGCAUCUUCUCCAACCCUCAAACACUUACGCAUCGUCAGGGGUAACCUUGGACGCGCUCUAAGCUCGGCGGCCCACCUGCCUCAUCGAUUGCACACGCUUGUCUUGCUCAACACGCACUUGACUCCAACGUCCAUGAUGCACAAAAUUAUGUGGCUUUCACAUUUGGUCGAGCUACAUCUUGACGGGAACCCUGUACGCGAUCGAGGCGUGAGGCGGCUCGUAAAGGCUCUGUUGGCAUCCUCACGCACCGGCGACAUCCCGCUCAAAGUGCUCGGUCUUGCGAAUGCUGGCAUUGGGGCCGACGGAGGCGCAGACUUGGCGUCAGUCUUGCCACUUACCUACCUGACGAGUCUCUCUGUCGGUCGCAAUGCCAUGGGAGAUUCCGUCGGCCUGACUUUGGCGGCGGUUCUUCCGCGUUGCCGUCACCUCUCCCAUCUGGAUGUCCACAGACUGGCCCUCACCGACGACGGAGUCGUCGCGAUCGUAUCUGCUCUUCCGAUGUGCCAAAGUCUCGAGUUCGUCAACCUGAGCGAAAACUGGACUACAUUCGUAGGCGCCGUCCAACUCGUUACGGUGCUGCCGCAAUGUGCCCAUGUCAAGUUCUUGUCGUUGGCGCACAACCCGUUGGAAGCUCGUGGUGUCCAAGCGCUGAUGCGAGUUCUACCGUCGCACAUGCGCCUAAAUCUAACUGUCGACAUGGAAGCUGCUGACUGCCGCCAGUGCGUCGAGUUGGCCACCACUCUCGGCGUCGCUGACAGGGUGACGUUGAGCACUUCAGCAGCAGGGUGGCGUUCCAGCACCGCAACGGUGGGAGGCUCGCAGCUGUGCGUAAUCGGCCCAACGUGA
Messenger RNA from Aphanomyces invadans, 1158 nucleotides. RefSeq lists its product as hypothetical. Lineage: Eukaryota; Oomycota; Saprolegniomycetes; Saprolegniales; Verrucalvaceae. The record is from RefSeq and is a predicted model, not a curated record. The transcript has a single exon. Gene Ontology annotation, cellular component: cytosol; nucleus; perinuclear region of cytoplasm. Gene Ontology annotation, molecular function: GTPase activator activity; small GTPase binding. Gene Ontology annotation, biological process: nucleocytoplasmic transport; activation of GTPase activity. Bases 1 to 1158 code for a protein of 385 amino acids.